Camellia sinensis is the source of this 7017-nucleotide messenger RNA. RefSeq lists its product as uncharacterized. Gene Ontology annotation, cellular component: cell cortex; site of polarized growth. Gene Ontology annotation, biological process: cell morphogenesis. NCBI's taxonomy places the organism in Eukaryota, Viridiplantae, Streptophyta, Magnoliopsida, Ericales, Theaceae. The record is from RefSeq and is a predicted model, not a curated record.
UAAUUGCAAUUGUACUCGAAGAAAAAUGAAGGCGGGGAGUGCGGCGAAGCUGAUCGUCGAUGCGCUGCUGCAGCGGUUCCUCCCGCUCGCCAGGCGUCGCAUUGAAACUGCGCAAGCACAGGAUGGACAGUACCUUCGACCAUCAGACCCUGCUUAUGAGCAAGUAUUGGAUUCAUUGGCUAUGGUGGCACGACAUACACCUGUACCUCUUUUGGAAGCUCUACUUAGAUGGAGAGAAAGUGAAUCCCCAAAGGGUGCAAAUGAUGCAUCUACAUUCCAGAGGAAGCUUGCAGUGGAGUGCAUUUUUUGCUCGGCAUGUAUUCGCUUUGUGGAGUGCUGCCCACAAGAAGGGCUCACAGAGAAGCUAUGGAUUGGGCUUGAAAAUUUUGUGUUUGACUGGCUAAUCAAUGCUGACAGGGUUGUUAGCCAGGUUGAUUAUCCUUCAUUGGUUGAUUUGCGGGGGCUGCUUCUGGACCUAGUUGCACAACUACUAGGUGCUUUGUCUCGAAUCAGGUUUAGUCCUGUGACAGAGCGCUUUUUCAUGGAACUCAAUACUCGUCGGAUUGAUACUAAUGUUGCCCGAAGUGAAACACUUAGUAUCAUUAAUGGGAUGCGCUACCUGAAGCUUGGGGUUAAGACUGAGGGUGGACUGAAUGCAUCGGCCUCCUUUGUGGCAAAAGCAAAUCCUUUGAAUCGUGCUCCUCAUAAAAGGAAAAGUGAACUUCAUCAUGCCUUAUGCAAUAUGCUUUCAAACAUUCUAGCGCCACUCACAGAUGGUGGAAAGGGCCAAUGGCCUCCUUCUGGAGUAGAACCUGCACUUACCUUUUGGUAUGAAGCCCUUGCACGAAUAAGAGGGCAACUCAUCUAUUGGAUGGACAAACAGAGCAAACAUAUAGCAGUUGGUUACCCAUUGGUGACUCUUCUUCUCUGUCUCGGUGAUCCUAAUGUUUUCCUCAGUAACUUUGGUCCUCACAUGGAGCAACUCUACAAGCAUCUUAGAGACAAAAACCACCGUUUCAUGGCCUUGGACUGUCUUCAUCGGGUUUUGAGGUUUUACUUGACUGUUCAUGGGGAUUCCCAGCCGCCAAAUUUAUGGGACUACCUAGACAGUGUGACCUCACAACUCCUAACUAUUCUCAGGAAGGGAAUGCUCACUCAGGAUGUUCAACAUGAUAAACUUGUUGACUUUUGUGUGACUAUAGCAGAACAUAACCUUGACUUUGCCAUGAACCAUAUGAUAUUGGAACUGCUGAAGCAAGAUAGUCCAAGUGAAGCAAAGGUUAUUGGUCUUCGUGCCUUGCUUGUUAUGUCUCCUUCAAGCCAGCAUGUUGGCCUAGAAAUUCUUCAUGCUCAUAAUAUUGACCCCUACCUUCCAAAAGUGAAGGCUGCAAUGGAGUCGAUUCUAAGGUCUUGCCACAAAAUCUAUAGUCAAGCCCUUCUUACUUCUUCAAAGACCACAAUAGAUGCUGUAACAAAGGAAAAGUCUCAAGGAUAUCUUUUCCGGUCAGUGCUCAAGUGCAUACCGCUUUUGAUUAAAGAAGUUGGCCGAAGUGAUAAAAUUACUGAAAUAAUACCUCAACAUGGCAUAAGUAUUGAUCCUGGUGUUCGUGAGGAAGCAGUACAAGUACUGAAUCGGAUUGUGAGAUGCCUUCCACAUCGCCGUUUUGCAGUUAUGACAGGGAUGGCUAACUUCAUCCUACGGCUUCCUGAUGAGUUCCCUCUUCUCAUUCAAACAUCAUUGGGACGCCUGUUAGAUCUCUUGCGUUUUUGGAGAGCUUGUUUGUCUGAUGAUAAGUUAGAAUAUGAUGCCCAAGAAGCGAAGCGUGUGCAGAGGAAAGAUGGAUUCAAGAAGUCUUCUGUCAAUCACUCUGGAGAUGCAAUUGAGUUUUGUGCUUCAGAGAUAGAUGCAGUUGGUCUUAUAUUUCUUAGUUCUGUGGAUAGUCAGAUCAGACAUACAGCAUUGGAGUUACUGCGCUGUGUUCGUGCUUUAAGGAAUGACAUACGAGACCUUUCAAUGCAUGAGCGAUCAGACCACAUUUUGAAGAAUGAAGCCGAACCAAUAUUUAUAGUUGAUGUUUUAGAAGAGAAUGGGGAUGACAUCGUUCAGAGCUGCUAUUGGGAUUCUGGGCGUCCAUUUGAUUUGAAACGAGAAUCUGAGGCAGUACCGCCAGAUGUGACACUUCAGUCUAUUUUAUUUGAGAGCCCUGAUAAGAACAGAUGGGCACGUUGUCUUAGUGAAUUAGUCAAAUAUGCUGCUGAGCUUUCCCCGAGCUCUGUUCAGAAAGCAAAGUUAGAGGUCAUUCAGCGUCUUGCUCAUAUCACACCUAUGGAGUUGGGUGGGAAGGCUCAUCAGUCACAGGAUGCUGACAACAAACUAGAUCAGUGGCUUAUGUAUGCAAUUUUUGCGUGCUCAUGUCCACCAGAUAGUAAGGAAGCUGGUGGCUUAGCAACAACCAAAGAUCUCUUCCAUCUGAUUUUCCACUCACUAAAAUCUGGAUCUGAAGCCCACAUUCAUGCAGCUACCAUGGCUCUUGGCCACUCACAUCUUGAGGUAUGCGAAGUCAUGUUUAGUGAGCUUGCAACUUUCGUUGAUGAGGUUUCUCUGGAAACUGAUGCAAAACCCAAGUGGAAGAGUCAAAAGGCUCGUCGUGAAGAACUCCGUAUCCACAUUACAAAUAUAUAUCGCACAGUUGCUGAGAAUAUCUGGCCAGGAACGCUAGGCCGCAAACCAGUUUUCCGCCUUCAUUAUUUAAAGUUCAUUGAAGAAACAACCAGACAAUUCUCAACUGUAUCUCCUGAGAGCUUUCAAGAAAUACAACCUCUUCGUUAUGCACUUGCUUCUGUUCUAAGAUCAUUAGCUCCAGAAUUUAUUGAGUCAAAAUCAGAGAAAUUUGACCUUAGAACAAGAAAACGACUGUUUGAUCUUCUUCUCUCCUGGUGUGAUGACACAGGCAGUUCAUGGAGUCAGGAUGGUGUUACUGAUUACAGACGUGAAGUUGAACGUUAUAAGUCUAGUCAGCUUGCUCGGUCAAAGGAUUCUGUUGAUAAACUUACAUUUGAUAAAGAGAUGAACGAACAAAUUGAGGCAAUCCAGUGGGCCUCCAUGAAUGCUAUGGCUUCUCUAUUAUAUGGUCCUUGCUUUGAUGACAACACAAGAAAAAUGAGCGGCCGAGUUAUAUCGUGGAUUAAUAGUUUGUUUAUUGAGCCUGCACCUAGGGCUCCGUUUGGUUAUUCACCGGUGGAUCCAAGAACACCAUCAUACUCUAAAUUCACAGGAGACGGUGGUCGUGGAGCUACUGGACGUGAUAGGCACAGGGGCAGCCACCUUCGUGUCUCCCUUGCAAAAAUGGCCUUAAAGAAUCUCCUUCUUACAAAUUUGGACCUGUUUCCUGCUUGCAUUGAUCAGUGCUACUACUCUGAUGCUGCUAUAGCCGAUGGCUACUUCAGUGUACUCGCUGAAGUCUACAUGCGCCAAGAGAUACCAAAAUGUGAAAUUCAGAGAUUGUUGAGCCUGAUCCUCUACAAGGUUGUGGACCCUUCUAGACAAAUACGUGACGAUGCUCUUCAGAUGCUCGAGACACUUUCUGGCCGUGAAUGGGCCGAGGACGGCAAUGAUGGCUCAGGAAGUUAUCGAGCUGCUGUUGUCGGCAACCUCCCCGACUCCUACCAACAAUUCCAAUACAAACUCUCUUGCAAGCUUGCCAAAGAUCAUCCUGAGCUGAGCCAACUCCUUUGUGAGGAGAUCAUGCAGAGACAACUUGAUGCCGUUGACAUAAUUGCACAGCAUCAAGUUCUAACCUGCAUGGCUCCUUGGAUCGAGAACCUCAAUUUCUGGAAGCUCAAGGACUCAGGUUGGAGCGAAAGAUUAUUGAAAAGCCUUUACUAUGUAACAUGGCGCCAUGGUGACCAAUUCCCUGAUGAAAUUGAGAAGCUUUGGAGUACAAUUGCUAGCAAGCCUAGGAACAUUAGUCCGGUUCUUGAUUUCUUGAUCACAAAAGGGAUUGAAGAUUGUGAUUCGAAUGCAUCAGCUGAAAUUAGUGGUGCUUUUGCUACAUAUUUCUCAGUUGCUAAGCGGGUGAGUUUAUAUUUAGCUCGCAUUUGUCCACAACGUACAAUUGAUCACCUGGUAUACCAACUAGCUCAGCGGAUGCUAGAGGAUAGUGUGGAACCGCUCAGGCCCGUUGCAAAUGAAGCCGAUGUCAAUGGAAAUUUUGUGUUGGAAUUCUCUUCGGGACCCGCAGUGGCCCAAAUUUCUUCUGUUGUGGAUAGCCAGCCUCACAUGUCACCCUUACUUGUGCGAGGAUCACUUGAUGGUCCACUCAGAAAUGCCAGUGGGAGCUUGAGUUGGAGAACCGCAGCUGUUCGAGGACGAAGUGCCUCGGGCCCACUGAGUUCAAUGCCUCCUGAGUUGAACAUCGUUCCUAUAAGUACUGGCCGAUCGGGCCAGCUCCUUCCAUCUUUGGUAAACAUGUCAGGCCCAUUAAUGGGGGUUCGAAGUUCAACGGGGACGUUGCGGAGUCGCCAUGUUUCUCGAGACAGUGGAGAUUACUUCAUUGACACACCAAACUCCGGUGAAGAUGGGUUGCAUUCAGGGGUUGGAAUGCAAAGUGUUAGUGCUAGAGAACUUCAAUCGGCUUUACAAGGGCAUCAACAACACUCGCUCACUCAUGCUGACAUAGCAUUGAUUCUACUCGCAGAAAUCGCAUACGAAAAUGACGAGGACUUUCGGGAGCACUUGCCUUUGCUGUUUCACGUCACGUUUGUCUCAAUGGAUAGUUCUGAAGACAUUGUGCUCGAGCACUGCCAGCACUUGCUUGUUAAUCUGUUAUAUUCGCUUGCAGGUCGGCACUUAGAGUUGUAUGAAGUUGAAAACAGUGAUGGAGAGAACAAACAACAGGUUGUGAGUCUGAUCAAGUAUGUCCAGUCAAAGCGAGGGAGCAUGAUGUGGGGGAAUGAGGACCCCACGGUUGUAAGACCCGACCUCCCAAGCGCGGCGCUCUUGUCUGCCCUCGUUCAGAGCAUGGUUGAUGCGAUCUUUUUCCAAGGAGAUCUCCGGGAAACUUGGGGCACCGAGGCACUCCGAUGGGCUAUGGAGUGCACAUCGAGACACCUUGCUUGCCGAUCACAUCAGAUUUACCGUGCUUUGAGGCCCCACGUCACAAGCGAUGCAUGCGUAUCGCUUCUCCGUUGCCUCCACAGAUGCUUGGGAAAUCCGGUUCCUGCAGUCUUGGGCUUCAUCAUGGAAAUUCUGUUGACAUUACAAGUGAUGGUGGAGAAAAUGGAGCCGGAAAAAGUAAUACUCUAUCCCCAGCUUUUCUGGGGGUGUGUAGCAAUGAUGCACACGGACUUUGUUCAUGUUUACUGUCAGGUGCUCGAGCUCUUCUCUCGUGUGAUUGACCGUUUAUCAUUCCGUGACAGAACCACGGAAAAUGUACUCCUUUCUAGUAUGCCUCGAGACGAGCUAGACACCAGUGUUGGCGAUGGUCCCGAAUUUCAACGGAUGGAAUCGAGGAAUAUGUGUGAGCCGAGCCCAUCUAGUGGGAAGGUCCCAGCCUUUGAAGGAGUUCAGCCUCUCGUGCUUAAAGGACUCAUGUCAACUGUUAGUCACGGUGUCUCUAUUGAGGUUCUCUCACGAAUCACCGUUCACUCUUGUGAUUCGAUAUUCGGGGAUGCUGAGACGCGGCUCUUGAUGCACAUCACAGGGUUACUUCCAUGGCUCUGCUUGCAGCUUAGCCAGGACGCGGUGGUAGGGCCUGCUUCGCCACUCCAACAGCAGUACCAAAAAGCUUGCUCGGUUGCAGGCAACCUCUCAAUUUGGUGUCGGGCAAAAUCUUUGGACGAACUAGCCGCUGUUUUUAUGGCUUACACGCAUGGUCAAAUCCGGAGUAUCGAUAACCUACUUGCUUGUGUCUCGCCUUUGUUAUGCAAUGAGUGGUUUCCAAAGUACUCGGCUCUGGCUUUUGGGCACCUUUUACGGCUACUUGAGAAAGGACCGGUUGAAUAUCAACGCGUGAUACUUCUCAUGCUCAAGGCAUUGCUUCAACAUACUCCAAUGGAUGCGGCUCAGAGCCCACAUAUGUACGCAAUUGUGUCUCAGCUAGUUGAAAGCACUUUGUCCUGGGAAGCACUUAGUGUGUUGGAAGCCCUUUUGCAAAGUUGUAGCUCGGUGAGUGGGUCCCACUCGCACGAUCCGGGCUUUUUUGAGAACGGGUUUGGUGGGACUGACGAGAAGCUGCUUGUUCCUCAGACCUCAUUCAAGGCUAGGAGUGGACCGUUACAGUUUGCGAUGGGAUCGGGGUUUGGAGCUGGUUUAGCACUGGCUGGACAAGGUGGUGCUACAGAAUCUGGGAUGUCAGCUAGAGAGAAAGCGUUGCAGAACCCCCAGCUAAUCCUUGGGCGGGUCCUCAACAGCUGUGCGCUCGGGAGGAGGAGAGAUUACAGAAGGUUAGUGCCUUUUGUGACCACAAUUGGAAAACCCUAAAAUGUAUUUUUGGUGGAGAUGGUUCGUAAAUAGGCAUAUCAUAGCCUAGUGGUUGUUUUUUCAUGUUGUAUGGAGAUGGCUUGUAAAUAGGUAUGUCAUAGCCUAGUGGUUGUUUUAUCGUGUUGUACAUUGUAGGAACACAGCAAUCAAUCACAGAAUUGGACACAACCCUUUCACAGGAGGUAGGUCCCACUUUUUUGUGAGAGGAUUUUGUAUGAUUCUCUAAUUGAUUUCUGUGCAAGUAGAAGAAUGACGGUUAAUUUUUGUAGUUUCACUACUAUCCACCCACCAGUUGUCUAUAUAGUUUUUCACUCUCUUCAUCUUCAGUUAAUUAUAAUAAUUGGGUUUGCUGUGUACAAAGUGACUUUUUGGAUCUUUUUCUAUUGUUAGAGCAUUAUUUUAUCAAUCUUUCCAGCUGAAAGAAGUCCUGUUCUUAUCAAGCUGCAUAGGAACACCUGUAAUUAUCCUGAAUAAUGCUCCCAAUGUUGUUGAACAUUUCUUAAGAAUUAAUGAGAUCCCAAAAUUUUCCUCUGUGA